AUGUGGAAGUCUACCUUCUGCGCUGCCAUCCUCGGAGCAGGCCUGUCCCAUGCAAGCCCAAGUGCAACACAUCCGAAGCGCGCCUUGGCAAGCUCAUGUGCUCAGUACGGUUCCACGACUUCAGGCGCAUACACCCUCUACAACGACCUGUGGGGUGAGUCAAGUGGCACGGGGAGUCAAUGCUACACUCUGGACAGCGCUAGCCCUCUCGCCUGGACUUCUACAUGGUCCUGGUCUGGAGGCCCAAACAGCGUGAAGUCCUAUGGGAACGUCGUGUACUCGGGCUACACUCCUGCAAAGCUCUCGACUCUUCCGUCCAUCCCUACUCAGUGGAGCUGGGCUUAUACCGGCAGCUCCAUCGUAGCAGACGUAUCGUACGAUCUCUUCACCUCGUCUACAGCGACCGGGAGCAACGAAUAUGAGAUCAUGGUAUGGCUCGCCGCACUUGGUGGCGCUGGACCAAUCGCAUCUUCGUACGGCGCAGACGGCAGACCAGUGCCCGUCUCCCAGAUGACUGCAGACGGUGUGACCUUCAAUCUCUACGCAGGAAGCAACGGCGUCCAGAAGCAGACCUACUCUUUCGUCGCAACGGCACCAGCUCAGAGCUGGAGCGGCGAUCUGAACGUAUUCCUGACCUACUUGGUCAAGAACCAAAACUUUGAUGCAUCUCAAUACCUGGUCAGCAUUGGUGCCGGUACGGAGGCGUAA
Molecule: messenger RNA, 708 nt
Organism: Recurvomyces mirabilis
Lineage: Eukaryota; Fungi; Ascomycota; Dothideomycetes; Mycosphaerellales; Teratosphaeriaceae
Exons: 2
Coding region: 1-708 (235 amino acids)
Biological process (GO): polysaccharide catabolic process
Molecular function (GO): cellulase activity
Source: RefSeq, a predicted model, not a curated record